AUGAACCAGGAUACAGAAAUGGAGAAAUUGUCUCCUCGUCCAGAGGAUCCCAAUCGAUCCUCCUGGUACACAAAUGACACAACGUCAGAUCACUCGUAUGCACAAUCCACAAUCCACAGCCAUGACGAUGUAGCCAUCAAUAUGAAAUCAUCGCCAUCGCUUGUACAUAGACAAUCUUUCCAUAAACUAGACUCCAGCGAAGACGCCCAAAACGAAAACUACAUGCUGACUGAAUCAUCCUCAUCGCGUGCGAUACCCAAUACAUCAUUAGUAGCAGAGCCGAAGGAAGCACCUGCUGCUGCUGCUGCUGCUGCUGCUGCUGCUGUUCCACCCACAAAGCCAAGUUUAUGGACACGAUUCAAGUCAUCACUACCGACAUUUACCCAAUUCAGAAAGACAAUCAAAGCUUCGAUUGCUCUGUUAAUUGCUAUGGUGUUUGUCUUUGCUCUUGAAACUCGUGAAGCUAUUGGAAGUUCUGUUCUACUGGUGGCCAUUGUCACCAUCUUUUUCUUUCCAGUGAGAACCAUUGGUAUUCAAACAGAGGCAGUAUUCUUGGGUGUUUUUGGUGGCCUGCUAGCAACAGCAUGGAGUUUUCUAGGUGCAUACCUUGCGAGUCUUGCUCGAAAUCAUUCUGACCCGAACCCCAUUCAACCAGGUGCCUGUGCAGUUUUAGCCGUAUUUUUGUUCUUGGGGACAUUUGUCUUGAAUAUCAUUCGCAUGAAGGUGCCUAAAGCAAAUUUUGGAGCUGUUAUUGCAUGCAUUGUAUUGUCAUUCACUAUGACGUAUUCAGCAGGCUAUGCGCCGAUGGUACCAGCGAUUAUAUGGCUAUUUUUACGACCUGUGGCAGUUGCUGGAGCCAUCUGUUUAGCUGUUAAUUACUUGAUUUGGCCAGACGACAGUAUCAACAAUUUUUUGGGCAUCACACGAAAAACGCUUGCAGGCUACAAUACGUUUUUCAAAGAGCACUCGGAAGCAUUUCUCUCCUGUUCACAGGCAGCAGAAAAGACAUCUCUUCCCUCGCUCAACGCGCGUCUCAAGAAUGGCGUAUUGUUGAUGAUUGAAUGCAAGCGAGCUGUCAAACGAGAAAUCAUCUAUUCACGUAUCUCUGAUGUGGAUUGCAGCGAGCUAUCCAAAAUGGUGACCAACAUGCGAAACUCACUGCAUGGCGUAGGAUUGGCUUUGAUCAUGAAGAACAACUACAUCUAUUCCGAUACAAAAAACAUUUACUUUAAACGAUUCAACGAGCCUGCCAUUUUGGACGCAUUUCGAACAUCGGUUGAAGGACUCAAGCCUCUUGCGGCAGAAUUAUCCAGCUUAUGUUACGCUGCUACCAAUGAAGCCUCGACUCGACUGGGCAACCUCCACUAUCAUCCACGAACAACACUCAACAGUAUUCUCUGGCCAUUUCCUCGAUUUUGGGUCUCCAAACCUAAAGGCCCUAUCACUGCAAUCAACACAGCACCAUCCACCACAUCAGCACAACUGCAUGAACUGAUCCAGCGCUUCGACCAAGUAAGCAAGAGCGACAAGGUGUUUCGAAAGUUUUUGAAUAUGAAUGCUGCAGACAUUCCUCGCAAUGGACCGCUUUAUCUCAUCUUUCUGUACAUUUACAAUCUGCGAGAACAUGCUACAAAGGUCGCUGAAUUGAUCGAGUUGAUUGAAAGAUUGGAAACAGAAAGAAAGAAGGCUCGAUUUUGGCUUCCCCAUCAAACUCUCAAGAGGUGGAUCAUGUCAAAUAGCAAUGUUGGUGGAUCUGUGGGAGCGGAUGAAGGUGAAUAUCAAAACCAAGGCGGCAAUGAUUUGACUCGUGUAGCUACUCGUGGUGACAACAGAACGAGCACGGAGGAUUCGAAUGGCGAUCUUUUUGAGCCCAAGCCCAGCCAUGCAGACAAACUUGGAGAUCCAGAUGUGUCAGCACCAGUAACAGCCACUCAAAAGUUCUUUUAUGGCUUGUACCUUGUUGGACAAUGGCUCACUGAUACCACAACAUUCUUUGCUUUCAAGACUGCCGUUGGUGUGGUGAUGUUGGCGAUUCCAGCCUACCGGCCUCAAGAUCACACUUGGUAUAUGGAUUGGAGAGGUCAAUGGGCCAUGAUUACGCUUGUUCUUUGGAUGUUUCCAAUGACAGGUGCUUUUAUUUUUGGCUUAAUUGAUAGAAUCAUUGGAUCCGUUGUAGGCGCUGUUCUGGGCAUCGUGAUUUGGGAAAUGUGUCGGGGCAAUCCUUAUGGCAUGGCUGUUGUUUGUUUCGUCGUAUUUCUUCCAUUGUAUCAUGUGUUCUUCUUUGUGCCUAAAUACAGAGUUGCUUCAUUGAUGAGCACAGUGACCAUGCUGUUGGUGGUAGCGUAUGAAUAUGGAUACGUUGUUGGGGGACUCACAAACUACGAUCAAGUAUAUACGGUGGCAGGAAAGCGUCUAUUGCUGGUGAUUAUCGGUAUUGCUGCUUCAGGUAUCUUGAUAUCUAUUCCAUUUCCUCCUACUGGCCGUGUUGAAUUGCGAAAGGAAAUUUCUUGUACCAUCCGAGAUAUUGGUAAAUGCUUUGGUAUUCUCUGCGCUAGUGCUGUUUCUCCUACUGGCCAAAAAGCUGGACCUCAUGUAGCCAAAGCAUUUGGAGCACUUGCUUUAGAGCUUCGUCGUCAAGUUGCAGAUGAGCGAACACUGCUUCAUCAUGCUUCUUAUGAACCUCCUCUUCGCGGAUACUUUCCUGCUGCAAGUUACAAGACUCUUGUUGAAAAGAUGGAUAAUAUGUCUGAUCUCGUGACAAACAUGGGGCUCGCUUUGAGAGAAGUCCAAACAGAAUGGAGAAAAAGCAUUGGGUCCAUUCUAAUGAGAGAAAGAAAAGAAUAUCUCUCCUCCAUCUUGACCAGCUUGAAGCUUAUAUCUACUACACUUGCAGCAAAAUCGUCACUACCACCCUACAUGAUAUCGCCUGUCGAAUCAAGACAGAGAUUUGUAAACCUCCUAGAAAAGAAAAUCAUGAUUGAACCCAAAGACAUUGCAAAUCCAUCCUUCCCAUGUUACAGUGCCUAUUUAAUGAACAGUUUGGUGUUUGUGGAUGAGCUGCAAACAGUGUUGACUGUAACUGAAGAUCUUGUUGGCGUUGAGGAUCCAGAAGAUUGGAUUGUUUCUCGUGUAUAA
Mucor velutinosus is the source of this 3135-nucleotide messenger RNA. RefSeq lists its product as uncharacterized. The coding region runs from base 1 to 3135 and encodes 1044 amino acids. Lineage: Eukaryota; Fungi; Mucoromycota; Mucoromycetes; Mucorales; Mucoraceae. The transcript is spliced from 11 exons. The record is from RefSeq and is a predicted model, not a curated record.